GGACAAUGUAGGACUAUCGCUUAUGUUAUGGCACGCCACAAUCAGAGCUCAAGAAAACAACGAGAGAGGUUCCAGUAAUCCAGUCAACUUACUUAGUUAGUUGGUUUGGUUGCGCCAUGAGAAUAACUUUAGUAUAAAUGCACUGAAAGAGCCUGAUAUGAACUCGCGUUUCGGAACGAGAACAAUUCGAGAAGUCCAUGCAAGAACAAUGAAGAGAUAUGGAUAUAAAUGAGUCAUGCUGAGGAGGAAUAGAAACCACUAAGUUCAGCAACCGAGUAUUUAUAUAUACACUAUCGAUAUAUACGCGUUUUUAGCCUGGCAUGAUCUUUAUUGUUUUGACGUUUUCAUUUGUUUGAAUGUCCUGAUGAUGAUGAUGUCGAGCACGGGAAAACAUGGGAAUACUCUCGGGUUCUCAGUGAUGUCGUGAAGAUGGGCACUAUUGUGGAGAGUCAGGCAGACGCGGGCGGUUGAGCUGGCGUUGAGUACAGAGAGAAUGCACUUAUUCCAUGUUGGCACCAACAAAAUCUGCUUCCUGCUCUCCGUGCUCUUUUGUGCCCUACUAGUGCUUCUUAUACCCUCACUACAAGCACCACAGCGCCAGGGGGAUCUGCCCCAACCCCGGCCGCAUGCCAAGCCCACCAGAGCCGGGCGCAUACGUGACCUCCGCAGAAACCCCGACUCAGCCGGACGCCAAGGAAGUGACAAUGCCAAGGAUGACAGUUUCACCCACCCACAUGCUCUCAGGGGCCGAUCCAAAGACUUGCAAAGGGUGUUAGAAGGGGACACGGCACGUGCCAACUCUCAUGGGUCCCAUUCCAAAGACGCUUUGGACUUAAGAGACAUUUUUAUUGCCGUUAAGACAACCAGGAAAUAUCACAGGUCCAGACUGCAGCUUCUGUCCCAGACUUGGGUGUCGAAGGCAAAGGAACAGACUUUUUUCUUUACUGAUGCAGAGGAUAAGGAUCUAAGACAGAAAACAGGACUCAACAUCAUCAACACAAACUGUUCUGCGGCGCACACCCGUCAAGCCCUCUGCUGUAAGAUGUCGGUGGAGUAUGACAAGUUCAUCGAAUCACAGAAAAAGUGGUUUUGUCAUGUGGACGAUGAUAAUUAUGUCAUCAUGCCCAGUUUGCUGGAGCUUCUCUCCUCCUAUUCUCACACACAGGAUGUGUACCUGGGCAGACCCAGUCUGGAUCACCCAAUAGAGGCUGCUGAGAGGGUCAAGAGCGAUGGAUCGGUCUCUGUUAAGUUCUGGUUUGCUACUGGAGGAGCGGGGUUUUGUAUCAGCCGGGGUUUAGCACUCAAAAUGAGUCCAUGGGCAAGCCUUGGAAACUUCAUUACGACUGCAGAAAAGAUUCGCCUUCCAGAUGACUGUACAAUAGGUUACAUUAUUGAGGCUCUGCUUGAAGUUCCUCUGACACACACAGGACUUUUUCACUCACACCUGGAGAAUCUCCAAAGACUUCCUACUGACAACAUUCUCAAACAGGUGACCCUCAGUUAUGGUGGUUUUGAGAACAGGAGGAAUGUGGUCAGUGUCGGAGGAGUGUUCUCAUUGGCUGAAGAUCCUUCACGGUUCAAAACGGUUCACUGCCUACUCUACCCAGACACUGAAUGGUGCCCACGCAAGACUCACUGACCUUUUACUGGGAUAUGAAUGCUUCAUCAAAGACUAUUGCCAUCUUUCCACAAAACUCUUUAUGCCAUGCCAAUACUUGGAAUAACUGAGGUGUUUGGCAGUAUGUAACAGUAAAACAUUGUGAAACAUUGAAAUGUUCAGGCCUCAAAAGCUAUGGGUCGUUUUGUGACUGUAAUUUAUUUAAACAUUUGUUUUCUUAAAAUGUGUUUUGGAAAUGAUGAGAAUGACAUGUUGUUGUCCAUGUUGUGGGCUUUGGAAAGGCGAUGUUCUCAUAAACGCCUCUUAAGAGAAACAGUAUUGAUUCAGUAUUUUGUCUUCAUUUAGGCAACUCAGCAGCUAUUGCCAAUGCUUUUUUAGCCUUUUGCGAUAAACUUAAAUAGUUUAUCUAUGUUUGUUGUUUUUAGAUGCCAGGAGACAGUAUGCACUAAGUUCAGAACUCUAUAGCUUGCAGGCAAACACUCUUGAAUGAAGUCAAGUAAAAAUACACAGACCAAAAAUCACACCGUUUUUAGCAGUCCAGAAAUGCUUUUUGUCUUUUGUUUACCAUUUGAUAUUCUCAUGUGUUUAAUUUUUAGCAAAAUGAAUUGAUUUGUUUAUAUUUAAACAAGGUGAUGAUAAACGUCUUGUAGAUUAGAAUCUUGUGAUCAGUGUUCGUGUUUCUGUUGUUUCUUGUGCUGUCCAUUUGUUUUCUUUGAUUUUUGCACAAACAUGUUCCUCACUGCAGGCCAGUGGUUUGCGUAACCAUACCAAAACUACCCUUUAGUUUUAGUUAAAUAUUUUGUUCAUGUGACAGCUUUCGCUUAGCAUUAUGCAGGAUAUGUAACACUGCCAAAAGUUUCUGGAGUUGAGUGUUAAAGUGAUUGCAUCUCCAUUGAGCUUUUUUAAUCUGAUGUAUUAAACAUUUUGCAAAGUAUGAUUUACGUUUUAAUAAAUAUAUUUAUUAUGCA
Molecule: messenger RNA, 2586 nt
Organism: Misgurnus anguillicaudatus (oriental weatherfish)
Lineage: Eukaryota; Metazoa; Chordata; Actinopteri; Cypriniformes; Cobitidae
Gene: rfng
Product: RFNG O-fucosylpeptide 3-beta-N-acetylglucosaminyltransferase
Biological process (GO): pattern specification process
Cellular component (GO): Golgi membrane
Molecular function (GO): O-fucosylpeptide 3-beta-N-acetylglucosaminyltransferase activity
Source: RefSeq, a predicted model, not a curated record